UCUAGAUUGUAGAUGAUACAAACACACGUCAGAUAUGAAAUGCAGCGAUAUGGAGUCUGACUGAACAUCUAUGUAUGACUAAUAUUAAACUUGAUGAUAUUGUGUUUUAGGAAGCUCUAAACCUUGCCAUUAAAAAUGAAUACUUGGAGCAUGCAUUGAUACUGGACAGCUUUUUUAGGAAAGCCUCAUGUGUCCCAUCCAUAACUAGGUUCAUCAACAGUCUGUAUGAUUCUGACCCAAUGAAGACAUACUACCAUGUCUUUCUAGGACAAAUUCCAGGAGUUGUUUCAAAAUGUGGGGACAUGAGCUGGAGAGAGUGGGGCCCCCAUCUGGCCAUCAUCUUGGCCAAUUCCAUCUGCCCUCAACUCCAGAACGUGAUGGUCAACAUGCUGGCUGAUACUCUUGCAAGGAAUGGGCACACGUGGUCUGCUCAUUUCUGUUAUAUGGCCAUGCGCAUAGAGCCUAGUUACUAUCAUCGGGACUCUAAGCUGACACUGAUUGGAAGAAACAUUCAGGAAUCAAUGUUCAAGAUGAGCUUACUGUCUGGAUCUUGUGCUAUAGCCCAUGAAGAUCCUCUACAGCUGUAGACUGCUCUGGGCAGGACACGUCACU
Messenger RNA from Alosa sapidissima (American shad), 612 nucleotides. RefSeq names its product protein transport protein Sec16B-like. Gene Ontology annotation, cellular component: ER to Golgi transport vesicle membrane; endoplasmic reticulum exit site. The transcript is spliced from 5 exons. Gene Ontology annotation, biological process: autophagy; Golgi organization; COPII vesicle coat assembly. The coding region runs from base 240 to 587 and encodes 115 amino acids. The record is from RefSeq and is a predicted model, not a curated record. Lineage: Eukaryota; Metazoa; Chordata; Actinopteri; Clupeiformes; Clupeidae.